GACGCCGAGUAUUCUUCUACAAUUGUUCCUCAGCUACUGCAGUCGAAAAUCUCUGGGUCGAAGAAUGUCAAAUGGAAGAGCGGUUAAUGGGUUCCUGCUCGAUAUAACGGGAGUUUUGUAUAAUAGUAUUUAUAAAUCCGAUGGAGUUGCUGUUCCAAAAUCAGCUGAAGCGGUUAAUUUUUUGUAUCAACACUCGAAGGUAAAAUUUCUUAGCAAUGCAAAAGGAAAUUCAAACAGAAAUGUUGCUCGGAGACUUCAAAGACUCGGAAUCAAUGUUCGAGAGGAAGACGUCAUAACUCCAGCUCCAGUGGUUGCACAAUAUUGUCGAGAGAACAAGCUUCGCCCACAUCUGUUUGUCAGAGACGAUGUGCUUGAAUACUUCGAUGGAAUCGACACCUCAUCUCCGAAUUGUGUUGUGAUGGGUGAAGUUGAAGAAGGUUUCUCAUUCGAUCGAAUCAACAGAGCUUUCCGAAUUCUCAUCGACAUGCCUAAACCGCUUCUCAUAACAAUGGGCAAUGGAAAGUUCUUCCAACGAGUUGAUGGUCCGUGCAUUGAUGUCGGCGCUUUUGCUGCUGCUCUCAAGUUCUCAACUAAUUGUGAGGUUUUGAACAUUGGAAAACCAAGCCGGUUCUAUUUCGAGCAAGGAAUGAAUGCAUUGGGUAUGAAACCAGAAGAAAUUGUAAUGGUUGGCGACGAUUUGAUGUCGGACGUAGGCGGUGCUCAAGCUUGUGGAAUGCGAGGUGUUCAAGUGAGAACUGGUAAAUGGAGACCAGAUUUCGAAAAGAUGCCCGUGACUCCUGAUCUCACUGCUGAUUGUCUUUACGAUGCGGUUAAACUGAUUGCGGAUAACGGAUUCAGGUUGUAAUUUAAUCCAAACUUCUAUUCUCACUUUAUGUGCUGAUCGAAAAGCUUUAUGUAGAGAAGAUUCGAAACGGAAAAAUAACAUUUUAUUUACAAUACCCGCUAGAACCAAUGCAACAAUUCUGAUGAUUUUCUCUGAUUUCUUUGUAUUUCUCAAAUGUAUAUAUAAAUAGAAAUAUAACAUAAAUUGAAAGUAAUAAAAAUAAAGACUUCGAGUACCCAAAUAUCCUAAUUUCAACAAUUUCUAAUCUUUACGACUCCAUGAUUUGUUCGUAAAGAUUGCUAAUUCGUGUGUAUCUAACUGCAUCUUUCAGUAUUGUCGCUUUAGCCAAUAAAUGAAAGU
Molecule: messenger RNA, 1204 nt
Organism: Caenorhabditis elegans
Lineage: Eukaryota; Metazoa; Nematoda; Chromadorea; Rhabditida; Rhabditidae
Gene: lhpp-1
Product: Phospholysine phosphohistidine inorganic pyrophosphate phosphatase
Exons: 7
Coding region: 65-865 (266 amino acids)
Cellular component (GO): nucleus; cytoplasm
Molecular function (GO): phosphatase activity; inorganic diphosphate phosphatase activity
Source: RefSeq, marked reviewed